CGCGCGGGCCUGGCUGGGCCGGGGCCUCCUGCUGGCCCGCGCUGGGCAGGGCCUCGCCUCAAGCCGCAGGUGUCCUGAGGCUCUGGCACCGACUUGGCCCCACAGAAGUGCUAGUAGGUCCGAGAGGUUGGGGGAGACUAACCUGGCAGAGAGCCCCCAAUGAGCCAUCUCUCUUCACCCCCCCAAAAACAUAAGGGGGAGCAUAAAGGCCACGGUCUCCCCCGUGGUUCAGAAAGGGGUAGCUCUUCCCGGGACAAAGACCGAAGUGCAACGGUCAGUAGUUCGGUGCCCAUGCCUGCUGGAGGGAAGGGAAACCGGCCGAGUGGUCCGUCUUCUGCAUCCCAGAAGGUCCCCAACCGCCUAAUCAAUGAGAAGUCACCGUACCUCCAACAACAUGCCUACAAUCCUGUGGACUGGUACCCCUGGGGACAGGAAGCCUUCGACAAGGCCAAGAAAGAAAAUAAGCCAAUUUUCCUCUCAGUGGGGUACUCCACCUGCCACUGGUGCCACAUGAUGGAGGAGGAGUCCUUUCGGAACGAGGAGAUCAGCCGCCUGCUCAAUGAGGACUUUGUCAGCGUGAAGGUAGACCGCGAGGAGCGGCCGGAUGUGGACAAGGUGUACAUGACCUUCGUGCAGGCCACCAGGAGCGGUGGAGGCUGGCCCAUGAAUGUGUGGUUGACUCCCAACCUCCAGCCCUUUGUUGGGGGCACCUAUUUCCCCCCUGAGGACGGCUUGACCCGAGUUGGCUUCCGCACGGUGUUGCUGAGAAUACGGGACCAGUGGAAACAGAACAAGAACACACUGCUAGAAAAUAGCCAGCGCAUUACAACAGCCCUGCUGGCCCGGUCGGAGAUCAGCACGGGGGACCGCCAGCUGCCACCCUCAGCCGCCAUCAUGAACAGCCGCUGCUUCCAGCAGCUGGACGAGGGCUAUGAUGAGGAGUAUGGUGGCUUCGCUGAGGCCCCCAAGUUUCCCACACCGGUGAUCCUGAGCUUCUUGUUCAACUACUGGCUCACUCAUCGACUGACCCAGGAUGGGUCUCGGGCCCAGCAGAUGGCCUUGCACACGCUGAAAAUGAUGGCCAACGGGGGCAUCCGGGACCACGUGGGGCAGGGCUUUCACCGCUACUCCACGGACCGCCAGUGGCACGUCCCCCACUUCGAGAAGAUGCUCUGUGACCAGGCACAGCUUGCAGUGGCCUAUUCACAAGCCUUCCAGAUCUCUGGUGAUGAAUUCUACUCUGACGUUGCCAAGGGCAUCCUGCACUACGUGGCUCGGAGCCUGAGCCACCGGUCUGGAGGCUUCUACAGUGCGGAGGAUGCGGACUCACCCCCAGAGCGGGGCAUGCGGCCCAAAGAGGGCGCCUUCUACUUGUGGACCGUCAAGGAGGUCCAGCAACUCCUCUCUGAGCCUGUGCUGGGUGCCACUGAGCCGCUGACCUCAGGCAAGCUCCUCAUGAAGCACUAUGGACUCACGGAGGCCGGCAACAUCAGCUCCAGUCAGGACCCCAAGGCGGAGCUGCAGGGCCAGAACGUGCUGACCGUCCGGUACUCGCUGGAGCUGACUGCGGCCCGCUUUGGCUUGGGCGUGGAGGCCGUCCAGACCAUGCUCAACACCGGGCUGGAGAAGCUCUCGCAGGCCCGGAAACAUCGGCCGAAGCCGCACCUGGACAGCAAGAUGCUGGCUGCCUGGAACGGUCUGAUGGUGUCUGGCUAUGCUGUGACCGGGGCUGUCCUGGGGCAGGACAGGUUGAUCAACUAUGCCACCAAUGGUGCCAAGUUCCUGAAGCGGCACAUGUUUGACGUGGCCAGCGGCCGCCUGAUGCGCACCUGCUAUGCCGGCUCUGGGGGGACCGUGGAGCACAGUAACCCGCCCUGCUGGGGCUUCCUGGAGGACUACGCCUUCGUGGUGCGGGGCCUACUGGACCUGUACGAGGCCUCGCAGGAGAGCUCGUGGCUCGAGUGGGCACUGCGGCUGCAGGACACGCAGGACAGGUUCUUCUGGGACUCCCGGGGCGGUGGCUACUUCUGCAGCGAGGCCGAGCUGGGGGCUGGCUUGCCCCUGCGGCUGAAGGACGACCAGGAUGGUGCCGAGCCCAGCGCCAAUUCCGUGGCGGCCCACAACCUGCUUCGGUUGCAUGGCUUCACGGGCCACAAGGACUGGAUGGACAAGUGUGUGCGCCUAUUGACCGCCUUCUCUGAGCGCAUGCGCCGUGUCCCGGUGGCAUUGCCCGAGAUGGUCCGCGCCCUCUCAGCUCAACAGCAGACCCUCAAGCAGAUCGUGAUCUGUGGAGACCGCCAGGCCAAGGACACCAAGGCUCUGGUGCAAUGUGUCCAUUCCAUUUACGUCCCUAACAAGGUGCUGAUUCUGGCCGAUGGGGACCCCUCGAGCUUCCUGUCCCGCCAGCUGCCCUUCCUGAGUACCCUGCGACGGCUGGAAGACCGGGCCACUGCCUAUGUGUGUGAGAAUCAGGCCUGCUCCAUGCCCAUCACUGAGCCCUGCGAACUACGAAAACUGCUCCAUCAGUGACUUUUCCGACCCCGUUGGGCUAGGGCAGAAGGUGGAGCUUCCCGACUGAGCAGACACUCAGGCCCUGCAGAACCUGCGGUCAUCCCUGAGCACCCUGUCACCAGGUGACCUUGGCCCCUCUCGCUGCCCUGCCAUGGGCACCCAGUCACCCUGGAAUAAACCUAACAGUGUC
This is a messenger RNA of Cynocephalus volans (Philippine flying lemur), 2701 nucleotides long. RefSeq names its product spermatogenesis associated 20 (gene SPATA20). NCBI's taxonomy places the organism in Eukaryota, Metazoa, Chordata, Mammalia, Dermoptera, Cynocephalidae. The record is from RefSeq and is a predicted model, not a curated record. Gene Ontology annotation, biological process: carbohydrate metabolic process. The transcript has 18 exons. The coding region runs from base 160 to 2529 and encodes 789 amino acids.